Molecule: messenger RNA, 783 nt
Organism: Protopolystoma xenopodis
Lineage: Eukaryota; Metazoa; Platyhelminthes; Monogenea; Polystomatidea; Polystomatidae
Source: the annotation of a GenBank genome assembly
AUGAAGGACUGUCGAGUACAUCGGUGGUGGGCGCAAUACUUAGAGGCGGCUGGUGAUUUGGCUGAAGCCAAGGUAUUCUACCUGCGUGCCAAAGACUAUCUUUCACUGGUUCGUGUUCACUGUUGCCUUGGUGACCGGAAGACGGCUUCCACCAUCUGCACAGAAACUGGGGAUGCCGCAGCCUGUUACCACCUAGCGAGACAGUCUGAGGCUGAUAAUGAUAUAGACCAGGCCAUCCAUCUCUACACUAGAGCUAAGGCGUACACAAGUGCCGUCCGUCUGUGCAAGGCAAGGCGAAGCAAUGAGCAUGAACGCCACGAUCAUCUAUUCAGUCUUGCCCAACUUGGUCGCACUGUGGACAUGAUCGAUGCAGCUAGCCAUUUGGAACGAGUACCUGGGUAUGCUGGAAAAGCCGUCUUGUUGUACCAUAAGGCCGGCCUGAUAUCGCAGGCCAUACAAUUGGCCUUUCGUGAAUGCCAAUUCUCUGCCCUACAGACAGUCACAGCCAGUCUUAUGCAGCAGGCUGAAGAGGCUGAGCACGAAAUGGAGACUGAGGGACUUCAUGAGGACGGCAGCAAUGACAGUGGCAGAGAUAAUGGUGUCGGAUUCGCCGUUGGUUGCAGUGGUUAUGAAGUAAGAGCUGAAAAAGGUAGAGUAACUGAGCGUCUAGAUCCAGCUCUUCUGCGACAAUGUGCAGACUUUUUUCUCAAAAACAACCAGUUUGAUCGAGCAGUCGGUCUAUUGGCUGCAGGCAGGCAGGUAUGUUUUUACGUGCAUCAUUAA